AUGAGGAACCAAGAGACAGAUGCAGGAAAAGUAGAACAUGAGCGAACAAAGAGGGGCGGAGUGAAAGCGGUGGUGUACGCAGAUGUGGUACAAACCUUGCUUAUGUUUGCUGGGGUGGUGGUGGUGACAGUGAUAUGCUGCCAACAGCUGGGAGGACUUACCAACGUCUGGACAAUCGCUGAACAAGGAGGACGACUAGAGUUCUUUAAUAUGGACCCAAGUCCCUUCGUGCGUCACACCUUCUGGUCAACACAGGUUCAAGGAGCCUCCACAGCACUCAGCUUACUUGGCCUGAGUCAGCCUCAGUUUCAGAGAUUCAUCUCAGUCAGAACUCUCAGCCUUUCGCAGUUACUUUGCACUUUAUUUAUAAUGGGAUUGUGUCUACUGUGGGGGAUCUUCUACUUCUCUGGCCUCGUCGCCUAUGCUGUCUACAACAACUGUGAUCCAUAUACCUCGGGAAGAAUAACAAAACCUGACCAGUUAAUGCCUUAUCUGGUAGCAAAUAAGUUGAAUCAUCUACCAGGCUUGUCAGGGCUCUUCGUAGCAGCGGUAUAUGGUGGUGUUCUCAGUUCACUAUCAUCAGUCGGGAACGCCAUAGCUUGUGUUAUCUGGGUGGACUACCUGAAGGACCUGCCGUACUUUGGUAACACCACUGAACGUCGUUCCACCAACAUUAUUAAGAUUUUGUCAACUACGACGGUGAUGGUGGGUACAUGUAUAGGAUUACUGGUGGGAGAGCUGGGCACCAUCUUUAAUGUGGCCAACACCCUCAUAAGCGCCAUCAAGGGACCCCUUGGUGGUAUCUUCCUGGUGGGCAUAUGUGCUCCUUGGGUUAAUAAAAAGGGCGCCAUCGUGAGCGUGUGUCUGGCUUUCUUGUUCAACAUGUGGCUAGUGAUUGGCAAACUAGUAAGAGGUGGUGGAAACCCCAAGAAGAUGCCUCUCUCUACUCUCGGCUGCCCAGAGAACUUUAACAAUACUCUCCGAGUCACCUUCAUCGAUGUUCUCCAUAAUGGCCUCAAUAACACACUUGGCUUCAACUUCACUACAACUGCUGUACCAAUGCCUGAAGGCUCGGAACACACCAUCUAUGACAUCUCGUACUGCUACAAUUUGAUCAUUGGUAUCAUAAACACCUUCAUCAUCAGCACUGUCGUCUCCUUCCUAACAGAGAUAAUCCAGUCAGCUCUUUAA
This is a messenger RNA of Cherax quadricarinatus, 1191 nucleotides long. The record is from RefSeq and is a predicted model, not a curated record. Lineage: Eukaryota; Metazoa; Arthropoda; Malacostraca; Decapoda; Parastacidae.